CUGUACGAUAGCACAGCAGACUACAAAAUAGAGAUGGACAUCACCAACAAGAAGAAGUUCCAAGUGAAAUCAGUGAUGAAGAAGUUACGCAAGAAACUAGUCAAUACCACCGAGUUAGUGGACGUAAAGCUCGAAUUUAAUGACACGUACGAAGGUGCAGCAUUUCCAGCAGAGAUGACUCCGGAGAUGCCCGUGAAUAUCUAUCGUACAGGCCUUUGCAGAACCUUGGGGGAGUACGUUGGACGAAGGCGCAUGGAAUUGGGACCCGAUGCGUUCUUGUAUCAUUUGACGAACAAGACGUUUGAGAACACACGGUUAUGUGAUAGCAAGGGGUUGUGCCCUCAAGGAGUGUUUGACCUCUCAAGUUGUUUUAUGGUGAGUUUACCAAUAGCAUUAACAAAAUCACAUUUAUUGGAUGUAGAUCCUGAAUUCCAGAAACGUGUCGAAGGAUUAAACCCUGACAGGGAGAAACACGACAGCUAUAUCCUGAUAGAACCUCGAAUCGGGUUGACAGUGGAAACCUCCCUAUCCAUCCAACUAAACCUGCUGCUAGGUGACCUACGGUACAUGUCUGACCUCGCCAAGUUCUCAGACAUGCUGCUGCCGCAAGUGAGUUUAAAAUUGACGCUCCCUGAACUGCCAGCAGCUACAAAAAACUCCCUAACUCUGCUAUACGUGACGGGACCUCAGAUAUUAUUAGGUUUAGAAAUAGCAUCGGCCCUGCUCAGCCUCGCCCUCCUAGUGUACUCACUGGCACUCCUGAGACGCGACUGGAGUAGACGGAGAGAUCCCGCGAGGAAUUUCGAUGAUAGACUGAAGGGCAAGGCGAGCGCGGAGUUACCGCUUAUUAGUUGACAUACGACUGGUGAUAUUAAAUAAAUUUUAGGUUUA
This is a messenger RNA of Manduca sexta (tobacco hornworm), 891 nucleotides long. RefSeq names its product platelet glycoprotein 4-like. The record is from RefSeq and is a predicted model, not a curated record. Gene Ontology annotation, cellular component: membrane; cytoplasm. Lineage: Eukaryota; Metazoa; Arthropoda; Insecta; Lepidoptera; Sphingidae. Gene Ontology annotation, molecular function: scavenger receptor activity.